AUGGCUCUUUUGCUGGCGACGUCUCUGGCGAGUUUGCAUCUGUUGGCGGGCGCUACUCUGGCCGCAGUCGACGUGUGCGGGCAAAUCAACCUGGGUACAUCGCCGGCCACGAAAGUGUACUAUCCAGUUGACCUCCUCGGAAACUACGCGGCAGACCUCUCGCAUUGGGCGUCGUCGAGCUCCGACCUCUCUGCGUGUACAGUCGAGCCCGCCAACGCGGCGGAUGUGGGCACUAUCCUUACCCUGAUUGGGAGCGCGAGGGUUCCAUUCGCUGUGAAAGGCGGCGGCCAUACAGCCAAUCCUGGCUUUUCUUCUACGCCCGGCGUACACAUCAGCAUGACCAAGUUCUCCGACGUGGUCUACGAUGCCCCCAGCCAGACCGUCAGGAUCGGCGCGGGCUUGGUAUGGGAUGAUUUCAAGGUCUAUGCUGCGCUGGACCCGCUGGGCGUGAAUGUUGUCGGCGGCCGCGUGUCAGGCGUUGGUGUCGCGGGCUUCACAUUGGGCGGAGGCUAUUCCUGGAAGACGAACCAGUAUGGCCUGACGGUGGAUACUAUUACCGCGUAUAAACUCGUCAAGCCUUCGGGGGCCGUCGUGACUGUCACCCAGGCCUCCGACCCUGAGUUGUUCUUUGCGUUGAAGGGUGGAGGCAAUAACUUUGGGAUCGUUACGGACUUCACUCUCAAGACUUUCCCUCAGACCCAAGUCUGGGGAGGCUUGAUUACUUAUACCGCCGAUAAACUGCCCGCAGUCGCCAAUGCAGUUGCUGCAUUCGCCGCCAACGUUACCGAUCCUAAAGCUGCAAUCAUUCCAGCCGUGAAUUUCCUCGCUACUCAGCCUGGUGUAUCGCACAUAAUGUUCUACGACGGACCAACCGCUCCGUCGGGCAUCUUCGACGACUUCUUGGCCAUUCCACAUUUCACAAAAGAUGUCAAGACCCGGAGCUUCCUCGACUUGGUGCAAAGCGCGCCGUCUGAUGCCACCAGUGGUACGAGAGGAGCAUUUCAUACCGUUGGUCUACGGAGCUAUUCCAAAACGAUGAUCGACGCAAUCAUCAACGAAACCAUCUACUGGGGCGCUGCCCUCACCCUUGCCGGUGCCGCCUUCGUCUCAUACGACAUCGAGCCAUUCCUGCCCUCAAUCUACACCCACGGCACACUUCCCAAGGCCUUCCCCUUCACCGCCGAGCCCUUCAUCCCGCUCAAUCUCUACUACGCAUGGGCGCCGUCGCUGACCGACGGUUUCUUCCACGAUGCCCUCCGCGCGAGCGCCGCCCACCUAACCCAGGUCGCCCUCGCCGACGGCCAGACCGGCGUCGACACCGCGCCGCUGUACCCCAACUACGCUCUCAUCGGCACCCCCCUCUCACGCAUCUACGGCUCCAAUCUGGCGACGAUGCAGGCCGUGAAAGCUAUUGUGGACCCCACGAAUGUUAUGGGACUCGCCGGAGGAUGGAAGAUUUGA
This is a messenger RNA of Mycena indigotica, 1461 nucleotides long. Its product is annotated as FAD-binding PCMH-type domain-containing protein. Lineage: Eukaryota; Fungi; Basidiomycota; Agaricomycetes; Agaricales; Mycenaceae. Gene Ontology annotation, molecular function: FAD binding. The transcript has 12 exons. The record is from RefSeq and is a predicted model, not a curated record. Bases 1 to 1461 code for a protein of 486 amino acids.